AUGCUAGUUCCGAUCGGGUCGACGCCGUCCCGGGGAUGCAACACUUUUUUUUUCCAGGCCCCAUUUCCCCCUUUCCUGGCGGCCAUGCUCUCAGAGAGCUUUGUCGCCUCAGUGUUGGCGUCGUCAAAGACUCCGGCCUCCUCCACCCUGAAGGAUGUGGGUAUCUGUAUCCAUGAGCUGCAGCCCGCCUCCGCACUGCGAGCCACCUUCAAGAAGAGCUCCACCGCUCCGAAUGGCCUGGCUGUGACGCCAACCCAUGUGUUCGCCGCUCAGGCCGACAAAGCCGUCGUUCAUGUUUACAGCAGAGCCAGGGGUAAUCAGGAGGCAACCGUCCCUUUCCCAGAGCGGAUCCGCAGUGCGGCGGUAGCAGGAGGACCAAAUAGCGAGGUCCUGGUGCUGGGGACGGAGGGAGGCCGAUUGAUCCUGUGGGAGACUUGCACCGGACGCCAAGUGUCGACCGUACCCGCCCAUCUCCAACCUGUGACGUCUCUCGUGGUCGAUCCCACGUCGAAUUUCAUCCUCUCUGGAUCGCCCGAUGCCAAUGUCCAUGUGUGGUCUCUGCCCCGGCUGCUAGCCUUUGCGAAACCGGCAUCCACCGGACGGGAUCAGAAACCGCCGAAUUCACCCCUCCGCUCGUUCUCGAACCAUCGAACAGCCAUUACAGCACUAGCAGUUGGCCACAGCAGCAGCCGGAGCAAUAUUGCCAUCUCCGCCGCCAGAGACAACACGGCUGUGGUCUGGGAUUACCAUACGGGAGAUGUCUUGAGGACGUUCCUGUUGCCCUCGACCGCUGUGUCCAUCACGGUCGACCCGGCAGAUAGGGCUUUCUAUGUUGGGUAUGAGUCCGGAAACGUGCAGAGGGUGGACUUUUAUGAGAAUCCGUCCGUUCAGCAUCCCCUAUAUGAUGCUCGUCUGCAGUCGACUCCAUCUCAGAUCGAUGCUGAACACCAAUGGACGGCCCCGUCGUCGGAAUUUGGUGCGGCGAUGAGUCUGACGCUGUCAUAUGACGGCACGAUACUGCUGUCCGGACACCAAAACGGGUCGAUCCUGUCGUGGGAUAUCGCGCGGGCGAAGUAUGCUUCGACUGUCGCGGAUAUUACACACCCAGUCACGAAUUUGCAAAUGCUACCGCCCAGUGGAUUUCCUCAACGGUCAUCGUCGAACGACUCUCAAUAUACGAUCCACAAUGUUAUCAAACCCCGAUAUGACCAAACAAUGUCGGAUUCCUCCCAAAGCACCGGAAUUGUCCCUCCGAAUUAUACCUUCAACGUUCAAUUGACCCCUUCGUCAUCAUCUCAACCGUUGGUCUCCUCCAGCACGGAAGACCGGUCUUCCAAACCUGAUCUGUUCUCCGAAGCAAUGACCCAUCCUUUCUUCCCCCCAGCUCUGAUUGAGGAAGGCCUUGCAGAGCUAGCCGCGUUGGACCAUGGCGUAACUACCAAAGGCACCAUUCCAUCGUCGGCCACCCCUAACGGAGACUCUGUCGAUUCCUCGGCAUCUGUGAUCCAGUCCCUGGAAGCCGAAAUCGCGAGCCUCAAGAAGCAAUUAUCGACAAACGAGAAGGCCCGCCGUGCCACGACGGACGAGCUGGUCCAACUCCGAUCGGACCUGGCCAGUCUGCAGGACUACACGAGCGAGCUGCAGCUGAAACACGCGCGGUCGCUUCGGGAGAAAGCCGUGGCACGUGCCAAGAAGGAAGCGCGUGAUCUCGAGCGGCGACAGGCCUGGUUCGACGCGGAGAGGAAGGGGCAAAACGGGGAUGCCCUGUUACGGAAAGCGCGAACCCGGGAGGCGGAUGGCGAUGCCGAGACGAGCGAGUCCGGAGACAUGAGUGACGAGAGCUGA
Rasamsonia emersonii CBS 393.64 is the source of this 1845-nucleotide messenger RNA. RefSeq names its product Ribosomal assembly complex component Ipi3. The transcript has 4 exons. Gene Ontology annotation, biological process: DNA-templated DNA replication; rRNA processing. The record is from RefSeq and is a predicted model, not a curated record. Gene Ontology annotation, cellular component: nuclear pre-replicative complex. Gene Ontology annotation, molecular function: protein binding. Lineage: Eukaryota; Fungi; Ascomycota; Eurotiomycetes; Eurotiales; Trichocomaceae. Bases 1 to 1845 code for a protein of 614 amino acids.